Molecule: messenger RNA, 1389 nt
Organism: Lottia gigantea (owl limpet)
Lineage: Eukaryota; Metazoa; Mollusca; Gastropoda; Lottiidae
Exons: 13
Coding region: 1-1389 (462 amino acids)
Molecular function (GO): arylsulfatase activity
Source: RefSeq, a predicted model, not a curated record
AUGCUGAUGGACGAUAUGGGAUGGGGAGAUUUAGGGGUUUAUGGAAAUCCAGAAAAAGAAACACCAAAUUUAGAUGCUAUGGCUGCUGAUGGAAUGGUUUUACCAGAUUUUUACUCUGCAAAUCCUCUCUGUUCACCAUCCAGAGCAGCUCUAUUAUCAGGCAGAUUACCAAUAAGAAAUGGUUUUUAUACAGAUAAUGCUCAUGCUAGAAAUGCAUACACACCACAAAAUAUAGCAGGUGGAAUUCCAGAUUCUGAGAUAUUGUUUCCUGAACUUCUCCAGAAACAAGGCUAUAGAAAUAAAAUUAUUGGCAAAUGGCAUCUUGGACAGCAACCCCACUAUCAUCCUUUAAAACAUGGUUUUAAUGAAUGGUUUGGUGCCCCUAAUUGUCAUUUUGGUCCAUACAACAAUAUAAAUACUCCCAAUAUACCUGUUUAUAGAGAUGCUGAUAUGGAAGCAGUAACAUUCCUGCAGAAACAAGCCUCAAGUCAGCAACCAUUUUUACUGUAUUGGGCUGUAGAUGCUACCCAUGGACCUCUGUAUGCUUCUAGACAGUUUAUGGAUACCAGUAGAAGAGGAAGAUAUGGUGAUGCUGUACGUGAAUUAGACUAUGGUGUUGGUAUAAUAUUAAACCAGCUGAAAUCUCUAGGUUUAGAUAAUAAUACUCUGGUUAUAUUCUCAUCCGACAAUGGUGCUGCUACUUACGCCAAACAAAAGGGAGGAAGUAAUGGUCCAUUUUUAUGUGGUAAAGAAACAACAUUUGAAGGUGGAAUGAGAGAACCUACUAUUGCUUGGUGGCCAGGAAAAAUAAAAGCUGGACAAGUAUCUCAUCAGCUGGGUUCCCUAAUGGAUUUAUAUACAACUAUAAUUAGUCUAGCUGGUAUAGAGAAACCUACAGAUAGAAUUAUAGAUGGUAUAGAUUUAUCAGCCACAUUAUUUCAAAACAAUAUAGAGGAUAGAGAAAUAUUUUAUUACCGCGGUGAUGAAUUAAUGGCAGUUAGAAUGGGGAUAUAUAAAGCUCAUCUCUGGACCUGGAGUAAUUCUAUUCAAGAAUUCCAUGCAGGAACUGAUUUCUGUCCAGGACAAAUAAUAGAGGGAGUAACAACUCAUGAUCAGACUAACUAUACAGCCCAGCCAUUGUUAUUUAAUCUUGGUACAGAUCCUGGAGAAAAAUAUAAGAUAAAGCCUGAAUCAGCAGAAUAUAAACAAGUCAUGCCAAAUAUAAUUGCAGCUGUUAAUAAACAUAAGUCAGAAUUAGUGAAAGGAGAUCCACAAUUAAAUUAUUGUGACAGUCAUCUAAUGAACUGGGCUCCACCUGGAUGUGAAAAGUUAGGAAGAUGUUUAAAAGCAGUUCCAUCCGAUAGAAAUUUAUGUACAUGGCCUCACUGA